AUGGAUGAUGGUGCACCUUAUCAUACCUCUAAGGCAGUAAAAGAGUGGGCAAAGAAUGUGUGGAUGAAUCGUGAAGAAUGGCCUGCACAAUUCCCUGAUUUAAAUCCAAUUGAGAAUCUCUGGAUGACUAUGAAGCGUUGUGUCUCAAAGAUAAGACAUAAAAUACACUCUACAGAGCAGAUGAAGGAUGAAUUACAGAAGAUAUGGGAUUCUAUUACGCAGAAGGAGAUACAGGAUCUUAUAGGGUCAAUGCCACAGCAGAUGAAGGCAGUAAUUGCUGCCAAGGGAGGUGCAACUAAAUAUUGA
Histoplasma mississippiense is the source of this 306-nucleotide messenger RNA. RefSeq lists its product with no specific name. NCBI's taxonomy places the organism in Eukaryota, Fungi, Ascomycota, Eurotiomycetes, Onygenales, Ajellomycetaceae. The record is from RefSeq and is a predicted model, not a curated record. The transcript has a single exon. Gene Ontology annotation, molecular function: nucleic acid binding. The coding region runs from base 1 to 306 and encodes 101 amino acids.